AAAGACAGAUGAGACAGAGGGAGGGCUGUGGGAUGUCAUGUGUAAAGAAGGAGAUUCUCAUUGGAGGCAAAGAGAGAGAAGAUUGCCAUGCAUGUUUUGAGAAAAAGGGGGAAAAAAGGGAAAGCAAAGCGCAUCCUACAUAUUGAAGCCAUCUUGGUAGCACUGCUACACUCUGGACUCCAGGACUCCAGAUCUGAUUAUUAGUAAGUGUAGAGGCUUUGAAAAGAGCCCUAACGAGAGUGGAAUGAUGUCCUCCAAGUUGAAGUGGCUGAUUGUGAUCCAGCUCCUGCUGAAUGAACAGGCUCUGUGCAGGGCCCCACCUCCUCUGGCUCAGAGGAACACUCUGCCUCUAGGAAGUGACUUCCAUGGAGAGGUGGAGGAAAUGUCCAAACAGGAUCAUCAGUCUUUCCUGGGAUCUCGACUCCAGCUCGGUCUCCCAUCCGCUGAAAAGACUGGUUCUGUAUCGGUGGCUGUGCAAAAAGAGGAGAGAGUCCAGUCUGCCAAACACAUGAUAUCAGGCCUCAGGGCGAAGUUUCAGGGGCUGAUUAAAGAUCAUCAACACAUUCAAGGGAACGUCAGCUGCGAGGAGCUUCUGUCUGCCAGCACCAUCGACGACCCACUGACUUCCAUGUUCCCCCAGGAGCUGCUGGGUCUCUCCUUAGUGCCUGUGUUGGUGGUGGCAGGAUGCCCGAAGGAGGCACAGACCCUGGUUCUGAGACUGUACGACCUGCUGGGAGUGGUGGACACGGAGGAGCUGCUGAUGGAGGUGCAAAGUCUGAUAGAGAGGAGGAUGAGCAAAUCAGCGUCUACACCAGCACCUGCAUCAGCAACAGCAUCUUCACAGAGGGAUCAAGCAGGGCGCCACAUAGAGGCUGUGAUGUUUAACAUCCAGCAGUUGGUGAUGGUGGGAGAAGAAACCUCUGAGCGGGAAGGACAUUGUGAGGGUUGGACCAGGGUGAAUGGAACCAUGCUGGUAGGAACAGCUGUGGAGGGAGCCACAGACAGUCUGGAGGAGGCUGUAAACAGCUGCGAGAGACUGGGAGUCGUGUGUGCUGGUGUGACCAACAGUGGACUGCAAACACCUGGCAUGUACCAGGCCGUACUGAAGAAAGGCAGCCGGAUCCUGCCAUCUGACUCCUCGGGGUCUGAAUGCUGGAUCCGUCAGUGCAGCGCAGAGGAGGAUGUUUCGGUCCCCGCUGCUUCAGGCCGACCGCGGAUGAAGCGCAGCCCCCAGAGGAGCUGCAUCAACAAAAGCGAGGAACGUGUGUACAAUGUAGUGGAGUGGAUCCCUGCAGUCAGCACCCUGUACAACCUCGGCACAGCAGUGUAUUACGCCUCAGUCAACUGCUCCGAAACAGCCAAGGAGAGGGCCAUCCUCAGUGCUGUUGACCUGGGCACUGAUGCUCUCAUGGUCGCCACGGGGGGAACUGCCGGGGUGGCAGGUUACGCUCUGGGUGCAGGGGUGAAGACAGGUGUGAAAGCUGGAGUCAGGUAUCUGCUCAACUCCAUGAAGCAGGAAGACGACGUGCUGGUGAACCAGUUCAGCUGGGAGGAGGGCAUCCUCACCAUUCAGUAGACUGAAGGAUCAAUGAAUCAGCCUAUGAAGUUUUCAUUAGUUUAUAUGUUUGUUUUUUUAAGCAAAGACACAGGAUCAGAGUUUGUUAACUGACAUGGUUGAAGAGUAACAAAUUGGUUUACCAGACUUAAUAUAAUGUAGAUUAUAUGGAAAACAGUAUUGUUUUACACAGUGGAUUAUCAGAAUCACAUCUUGAAAGGGGAAAAAAGCUUUUUCUGUUUGUGUGACGGUGCACGCAAACCUCAUUUUACACAAGUUAACACAAUGAUUAUUCUUGAAGAUGAUUUCAGUGUUUUUCAUUUAGUCUGUAAAUUUCAGUAAAUUACUUGUUUUUUCUAGAAGGUGACAAUCAAACCUACAAAAAAAAUGAAAAUACAGUUAGUUUAGGUGUAAAGUAGAUAAAAUUACACAUUAGAGUAAUUGCAAACAAUCUCGGUAAUCUAUAACAAUAGGUAACCUCAGAAAGUAUGCCGUGAACCUUUUCCUUGUAGAAAAAUGUAAAUGUUUUUGUGGAAAUUAGAUAAAGUAGUUGAACAAUUUAUCAUAGCAACAACAUUUAAGAAGAACUGGUCUCAGGAAACUACGCCCUUAAACCCUCAAGAACCUUGAUUUUGCCCUCCGUCCACUGUCUUUUCCUCUGGUUUCUGUCCUUCCUCACUCUUGUUGUUUUCUUCCUCCCAUCAAAACCUUUUGUCAGGUCAGAGUCACACUCUCACCUCUGGUGUAAUUGCAGGGACAGUAGACUGGUAACUAAAUUGUAUUGUUUUAUAUGUUUUUCUUUAAGUGUUAAUAAAUUGUAUGUGUAAAUGUGUGUGCAUACAGUUUGCUGUCAGUGUGGUAGUUUAGUAUAUAAUCAGACUGCUCGUUCAAAAGUAAGCCUGGUUUCGUGGGGAGAAAUAAUGUUAAACGCGCAUGAGGCGUGACAAAGGAGAUUAAAGAGGACAGAGUGACUGACCUUCACAAUCAUGGUGAUAGUUCUGUGUUUCUUUUGAUAGCAUCAACCUCCUUUCCAAGCGGUGCUGCACCCUCUUCUCUAUGUGCACAACAGCUCACCACUUGUGUUUUGACAAAUAUUUGAUGUACUGUCACAGUCUUUUUUCCCAUAAGGAAUAGCCUGGUGGCUCAGAGAAAGAAAAUCCUGAGGAGACCUUUGUCACAGAAAACAUUGACAUGUCACAGUAGGAAAAGUGCAGGUGUAAAUAGUAAAAUCAGUGAGUUUGAAAUUUAAUUCGAAUAGAACAGAGUCAUUGUGUCUCUGUGCCGGCAACAGAUUAUCCGUCCCAUCCUCAUGAACGCAAUAUCUAAAUAAGCCCUUGAGGGAGUUUCUUCAAAUUUGGCACAAAUGUUCAUCUGGACUCAAGAAUGAACUGCUUAGAUUUUGGUGAUCAAGUUCACAGGUGAUCUCACAAAAGAUAAAAAGUUUACUAUUACUAUCAUGACUCUGGAUGGACAAGGAUGUCACCUGAAGUGGCAGUGGCAUACAACUGCAAGGUGAGAGUUAAUGUAUGUCUACUGUUGCAAAAAGGAUUUGGAUACAUAGUUGAGUUGGCUGCCACCUCUCAGUGUGUUUGACUCUCUGCCUGUGUUCGUCCCAUCACAGACUGGGGAAGUGUUGCCUGCUUCUGGGCAAGUUCAUACUGGCACAGGUUACAACACCCUGAACAAGAUAGUCAGUUACUGAUGUGCAUUAGCAAUAAGAUGUCUGUCAAAAGCCCAGGUGAUAAUCCUAAACAGUGCAGUUAUUUAUGAUAGCUGAUGGGCAAAACAUUAUUGCUCUUCUCAUUCUGAGUGCUGUCUGGUGAACUAUGCUCUCAGUUCCCAUAUUUAUCAAACUCAUACAUCCAUGGGUACGACAUGCUGUGUUAGUUCUCUAACUGUAGUAGAAAGAUAUAAGGAACAAGCUGGACAAGCUUUUGUUUAAAUAAGAAGAUAAACACAGCCUGAGUCCUAGUAAUGAGAAAAAAGAUUGGAUUUUUUUCUAAAGCUAGUUUAAGACCUAUCUCUUGUCUAUGGUGAAAAUAACCUUAGUUUGAAACCUCUUUCUCAGGUUUUCACAUCUAGUAUAGUAAGGUUAUAUCUAAGGACAGAUAUAACAAUGUUUAUUUUUGACAUUAUUAAAGGCAGGAACUGUUUAUCAGCAGGUGUGGUGAGCUGAAGGCAAGAAACACUAAAACGUCUUGGUGAUUGAAAAAAUUCAAUUGAACCCAGAUAAUUGCAAGACGACCAGUUGAAGUAAAAAAAUCCUCCAGUGAAACCUUGUUUAAGCAGUAACUCUCUAGUCUGUAAUCUGUGGCUGACAAUGUGCUUUGACUCUCUCUGCAUUAUUUUUGAGAAUGUGGUGAUUUCGACACCCUGACAAGGAGUUUACCUUGAAUCACAUACAAAUUACAUGUGUUUUUUUAUUAUGUUAUUUUGUAGAUUCCAUUUUCUUACAGAGAACAUUUUUGCACAGUUAAAUAAAUGUAGGGAAUGUGAAUUAACAUGAUUCGAAAAGACAAUUCACAACUCAUACCGUGUACAAAUAUAAAGUUGAUCUUUAUAAUGCUUUAAAUUUGUCUGUACAGCAGCUAAUCAAGUGCUGUACAUUAAUAAACACACUUACUUUACUGAA
Messenger RNA from Seriola aureovittata, 4187 nucleotides. RefSeq names its product apolipoprotein F (gene apof). NCBI's taxonomy places the organism in Eukaryota, Metazoa, Chordata, Actinopteri, Carangiformes, Carangidae. Gene Ontology annotation, biological process: cholesterol metabolic process. The record is from RefSeq and is a predicted model, not a curated record. The transcript is spliced from 2 exons. Bases 245 to 1576 code for a protein of 443 amino acids.